GGGCCCGGGCCCCCCCUCCGCUGACGUCACCGCUGUCUAAAAAAACAGCCCGGCAGGCAGGCGGGGAGCGACAGGGCCGGCGGCACGGCACGGCUCGGCACGGCUCGGCAGGACGCGCCCCGCCGCCGACAUGGUGUCCCCCGUCACCGUGGUGAAGAGUGAAGGCCCCAAACUGGUGCCCUUCUUUAAAGCGACUUGUGUCUAUUUUGUCCUCUGGCUGCCAACUUCCAGCCCUUCCUGGUUCAGUGCCCUCAUCAAAUGUUUGCCCAUCUUCUGCCUGUGGGUUUUCCUUCUGGCUCAUGGAAUUAACUUUUUAGUGGCACACCGGAGUGCCAGCCGCAUCCUAGCAGGACUGAUAUUCUCAGCAGUGGGAGAUGCCUUUCUCAUCUGGCAGGAGCAAGGCUACUUCAUUCACGGUCUGCUGAUGUUCGCCAUCACACACAUCCUGUACUCCUCAGCCUUUGGCAUGAAGCCUUUGGACCUGAAAGCCGGCUUGAUGAUGGGCCUCAUUUCCAGUUCCUGUUAUGCCUUCCUGUACUCCUACCUCUCAGGCCCAUUCACCUACCUGGUAGCUGUCUACAUCGCCUUGAUUGGCUUCAUGGGCUGGCGAGCGGUUGCUGGCAUGCAGCUGUGCAAUGACCUCUGGACAUGGACCAAGCUCUCGGCCUGCAUCGGAGCGAUGCUUUUCAUGGUGUCGGAUCUGACCAUCGCAGUUAACAAGUUCUGCUUUCCUGUACCCUACUCGCGUGUUAUCAUCAUGGCUACUUACUAUGCAGCUCAAAUGCUUAUUGCACUGUCAGCUGUAGAGAGCAGAGAUGAAGAGGACUUCAAAAAGAGGAGCUAGGUGGAGUGCCGACAGUCUGCGAACAAUGUAGGUUACAUCUCAGGUGCUGUAGCUGCAUUCACCCCUGAGAGAGAUCUCCAUUUCUCUAGGCAUAUUGGUGAUGUUGAUUUUGCUUCUUUGAAGCAUUACCUUUGGGGCUUUAUUUUCAAUGGCUUUCUCUGAAUAUAGCUUACUUCAGUGUGGAGUCCACGUCAGAAAGCUUAAGAUUAUCCCUGCAGUAGCUACUCAUUCAAUUUUUCCACCUUGGAAGUGCUGUACUACUGCAUUUUAUUUGUUAGUCUUGAAACUGAUGCUGAACGUCUGGGAAUAAGAGGGCCGAUGGACAAGUUUGGCCACACACUGUGCUAGGAGACUUGCUUUCAAUAGUAGGCAGACAGGCACAGAACUCUGCUAAAGCCAUAGGUAAAAAUGAAUUAAACCAGUGUUUAAGUUAGCCUGAUCUUGUGCAUUACAAACUCAGUACACAAACUGGAGCUAUUUGAGCCUCUGCUGAAAGGAAGCCUGUAGCUAUAGUAAAAACAUCACAUUCAGAUGAGGACUGAGCUUUGCAAUCAAAGGCAGCAUGUGGGGCAGCCCCCAGCGGACCCUGAAUGAAAGCCAAACACCGAGCAGAGAGCCCAGCACAUGAGGUACACAGAGAUGGAGUGCUGUGUGCUUUGAUAGCUGCUGAUCAAAACUCUAGAGCAGGUCUGUGGAUGCCUGCCAGCUCUGCCUGUGCAGUAGAAAUAGUAGCUUGGUGAGAUUUUAGGGUCAUCCAGGUAGGCAGGCCAUUGCAUUCUCCUCUGCUACAUGCGUGCAAUUACAGUGUCAGCAGCCACCAGUGACAACAUGGGCACAUAAGGAACUUUGGUUUUUAUAGCAGGACUUAGAGGAUGUGUCUUACUAAUAUGCGUCCUAUUUGUCUCUAGUACAGCAGAUGGGAAUCUAAUAUUUACACCUUUCUCAGUAUUCUAACAAAUAACAUUCCAUAUACUUAUGAAUCUUUACUGUCCUGCUGCUUGCAGUACCUCUUCUGAAUGUGUGAGCAUUUCCCAUGUCUGAACUGGUUAGCCAGGGCCCUGAUUUUGACAGUAGAUUGUUGUCGUGAUUUGCCAGCUGGUGGCAGAUGUUCAGCUUUGCAGCACUUGUGUUUGGAAACCCCUUUUCAGCAGAGCAUCCUGAAAAGCACAGUUCUGUGUGUUCAAAGUGCCUGCUGCUUCCUUCUUGAACUCACGUGGAUGCACUGAGAAUGUGAGAGCCGUCAGGGCUGGGAAAGCCUGUUUAAUUCUGACCCACAUUCUUUAUUUGUUUUUUCUGCCCAUCUGCUGAAGCAAGAUUACUUCUGACUUCACUCUCUUAAAAAGAUGAGAAAGAGGUUGUUUUUUUUUUUUUAAUACCGGACUGAUUUGUGACCAUGAGUAUAUUUUCUCCUCUUAUUUAGGACAUCUGACAGCAAGCUAUAUUUCCAUUUGAAUCUCUCUUGAAUGUGCUCUUUCUGUCUGUCCAUUCUAGGGUUGUUACUAUGGGCGGAGAUGCUCUCCUAGUUGUUUUUAAGACACAACACGCACAUCCGGGUGCAAAGGGAGUUGUUAGGGGUUCCAACACGUCUUCAACUUGUGGCCAAAAAGGGAUGACCUGACGACAGACUGCAUGGGACCCAAAUCCAUGCAGGUCCUAAUAAACCCUUGCACACUUUUGUACAGGCAGAUUGAACAGGAGGGGCAGCCUUCCAGAUUGUCCUCAUGGGCUGAAAACCACCACGGUCGCCAUACCUCGCAUGCCCAGACCAUUCCAGGCGAAAGCCUGGCACUGAGUCCCUGGCACUGUCAGCAGAGCAGGAAUUCCACUUUCCAAGGAGGGCAGCUGGGAUCAGAGGCCAGCUGAGGAAACAUCAUUAGCUUUUCUGUUGGUGCUGAGAGGUGUUAAGUGGGUCUCGUGUUCCUCUCCAGCCUUCUGUGUUGGGACUGGGCUUGGAAUAGGCAUUGCCUCCCCACAGUAAGUGCAUCAGUGCCAAUGCAACCAGUAUUACAAAAAUCUAGGUUAACCAUCCUGACCCCACGGAAUCAUCUGCUGCUUUUCAGAGAGAUCAGAAAGGUCAGCUGCAUUGUUGAGAGGGAAAGCAUUGUAAAUAGCACAGUCUGGUAUAAUCUCUUCCCUUUAAUGCUGUUGUGUAAUACUGUCAGUAUUCAUUCACUAGUGUGCUGGGGUCUGCCUGGAGUAAACUGCUAAGGGAAUUUAGAGCCAUAAAACAUCUUCAUUCAUCAGCAUUGCUUAUCUCCUGGCCGCAGCUUGAACCCUGCAGUGUAGCUCUUUGCAGAUGUCAGCUGCUGUUACUAAGCUUAACUGUUUGCAAAUCUCUUUCUGCAAAACACUGACCCAGCUAAGAGGAAAUGUAAGCAUUUGGGGUGAACCCCACCAUUCUUCCAGCACAUAAGCAAAGAGCAUGUUUCAGUCUGGGUCAGUUCAGCACACUCAAUCCUUAUUCUGGCAGUUCUUCAGAGAAACUCCCUGCACCCUUAACUUCCCAGAUGACCUCAAGAGGUGUCUUCCAACCUCAGCCAUUCUGUGAUUCUUUGAUUUAAAAGUUAGAAUUUCAAUCAAAACCAUUAUCUCUUUCUUUCCUUUUAGAAAUGAGCAAUCUUCAAUUUACUGAAGAGAGCUGAGUUCUGCAUGCUUUUUCAUCUUGGCUUUCUUUGCCAUCCUGCUCCACUUUCAGGCACUGUACACUUGCAUAAAAGAUCUUUUAAGUGUAAUUAGGAGACCCGCUCUCUCUUCUCCUCUGGCUGUCAGAAGUGCAGUUUCUGGAGAUAGAGGUCUGUGGGUGGCUUUAAUUAGGACAGCAGAAACACAUGUAGCCCAAGUCGGCUGUUGUCCCCUUACUGUCAGUGGCUGGCUGGGAUGCAGCCAGUGAAGCGACAGCAUCGGCUUGCCCAGGAACAUGAGGCAGAGCCCUCAGCUUACAAAGUCUAGGAGAGUCCUGCCUGGCUCAGAGGUUUGCCAGCAAAGGCUCCUAAUCUCCAAAAUCUCUCUCGUAUUUUGCAUUCUCUACUUUUCAUCUUUAUUACUUGAAUGAGACCAUUUUCCUGGAGGGUGUCCUUCCUGCUAGGAAGAGACUAGCUGAUGAGGACACUUAUUUGACACAGUUUCAGAAACCCUGAGAAACACUAAGCAGUUGCUUGCAUUCUGCUAAACACCUUUUCUUGGAAUUAAAACUCUUCUCUCAACCCAAGCAAGGGCAGUCUUCGUUAUGAAAGGGAGCAAACAAAAAGUGGGAAACACAUGAUUGUCUGUGACACUGCCAGUCAUUUGCUUAUCUUCUUGUUGUCUCUUUGCAUUGUAAAACUGCAUUGAGCCAUUCCUCUUAUCAGGAGUGCAGUGUUUGAGGAACACUCACUCUUCAGCCCAGGGACAUCACAGAGGGAACGAAGCACACCAGUGGUUCAAUAUGCCUGGCCCCAGUACUAUCAGCUCCAGGGCUUGUUAAGUUCAGAGGUGUUUCUUUACACAAUGCUGUACUCAAAGGUUCCUCUGCAGUUCCCAUCUAAGGUCACUUGAGGCUACCCACGUGGUACAAUUACUCUUGUUCUCUUGUAUUAGACCAUAGUUAUCCUUAGCUCCUUAAUUGGAUACAUAGAAGAUAUAUUUCAGCUGAACUUCUCUUCCUGUUGGCAGAUCCUCCUUGUCCUUGCUCACACAGAACUCCCACUGAAGCUGAAGAAGCAUUCCUAUUGCAAUGGGUUUUUAAAUGCCAAUAACAUAUUGGGCUGUGGCAGUUACACUGGUGAACAGGGGUGAAGUUUCAGCAGGGUGAAGCUAAUUUAGAAAUGGCAUGUUGAGAAGAACAAAGCCAGAGGAUACGAACAGCUUUACUCCUCCACAGCCUACAUAUUCAUGCUUAAUACUUGGCUUCUUAUUCCUUCAUAUUGAGGCAACUGUAAGACUGACUGUUUUAAGAAUUACUCUGACAUAGCUUUAAAUAGAUUGCCAAGACUUUCAUACUGUAAUCAUGGAGAUAAUAGAUAUAUUUCUACAUAUGUAUUGAAAAUUCCCAAGACAAACUUUGCAGAUUCUAUUUAGCGAUUCUUCCCAGUUUUAUUGUGCCAUAGUUUGACACUGACACCUGUAAGUUUUCAUCUUGCUCCCAUGCUAACGUUGGGAGCUGGUCUGGAAGAAGCAGAUCAAUGCAAACAUUAAGUGCAAAGCUCAGUGGCAGGUGCCUUGUUCUCGCUGCUUGGGUUCUGAAAACAGAUGGACUCUUGUACUCAACAGCAGCAUAACCAUGUUCCUCCCAGGUACUUCUUCCGCCUUUUAUCCAUGCUUGCUCCUUUUGUGGCCUUGGGUAAGUCACAUUUUUUUUGCAGCCAGAUCCUCAUCUGAUGUAAAUAGGCAUGAGUGUAGGAGGGCCAGCGCUCUGCCAGGUUAUAACAGCCAGGACCAGGACCUGUGUGUCUGUUCUCAUCCCAUUUUGAAAAUUGUGGUAUUAGCACUUACCUACCUCACACGGAUGCUGUAAGGAUUAAUGCUUAUACGGCACUCGGAAGAUGUAAAGUGCUAUAUGUCUCAAAUAUUAAUGUACUGUAGCGAUAAAAAUACUUCUAGGUAUCUGCAGAACUUCUCUUAGAGCAUGGAAUGUGUUACUGCCUUUUUGAUUUGCAUUAGACUGAAAGCAAAUGAAAAAUAUUUAUUCAUACUGUCUAACAGGAUAGGCUCAUCUACACUUGAACUCUGUGGAGGUUUUAGCUUAAAAGUCUGAACUCUAAUCUCAGUUUUGCAAACAGUUUUUAGUUUAUCUAAAAGCCUCAACCAAAUUCUUAGAUGUGAACCGUGCAUCCAAAUUUUGCAGUCUAGUCUCAUUCCUGUCUGUUAGCUAGAAUGAAUCUAAUCCAGCCAAAACACAGUGCUCUUACAGUCUGCUAUGGGUGCUGAAAAGACUGGAACAUAAAACAAAGUCAUUCAGGUUCAACAUUCAUCCUGCAAAAGGUCAGCUAGGUUUCAAGAGACAACUUAAAAAGGGAUGUUUAAUUCUGUGAUUCUAAGUUUACUGGCUUUAAUAUCAGCAGAGAGGGAAGGCCUUGAUAGAAUCAUAAGGUCAACACAUCCUUCUUGAAUUAUUUCCUUUUAACCUGAAUCAAAGUAGUAGCAAGUUCUAUAGCGACAGAAGUACUUGUACCACCAAUCCGAGGGCCCAGAACAAAAAUACAUCUAGAAAUACAGCUCUAAACCAUCACCAUGUACUCAAUGACUAUAAAAAUGCCACAGUUCACUGGAUUCGAAUCUGGACCACAGCUAGAAGCGACUUGGUUCUGGUAGCACUAGCUGCUGUAUAACACAAACGGAGGCGAGAAACUAUCAAGGAAUGUGAACUGUGUACAUGUGAAAUGGACCAUACUUUUGAAGCAGCUGCAGUAAAAUCUUAUCUUAAUAUGAACUCAGAAGCAAACACAAUGCAAAUUUUUAUUGUUUCUUUACAAUGUGUGAUGAAUUUUAGUUUUCUUAGUUUGGAGGAAAUCUUCUUAAUGUUAUUUUAUUUUUGCUCUUAUUGUAAAGAAUAAAAAUAUAUGACUCUAGAUAGAUCACAAACUUUAAAAAGUGGCCAGUUGGCAGGAAUGCCAAAAUUUCUGUGGCUUGUACUGUUUUUGUGGUGACACUAUGCUGCUGUAGGAUGAGCUACUGGAGUGGUAUGAGGCUCAAAAGGAAGGCUGAAGCACAAGGCCCACUGCAGACUCCCACAGUCAGUCUCAUGCCAGAGGGAUGCAGGGACCAAGCUGCCAAGAUUGCAGUGGGAGCAGCGGCUGGUCCCAUUUGGAUCAGUUAAAAGACAGACAACAUCAAGAAAUAGAAGAAAUCUUUUCCUGACAGCCAAAAAUCAAGAAAUCAAAUCCAGCCCAUUGCGUGAGAGCACGGAGUCAGUACAAACACAUGGACUUAGACAUUGCUCUUGCAGGCUUCUGCUGGACCAAACCUCAUUCCUAGUUCAGCAGGGAAGUCUUGCUGCAGCCCUACUGCGUGGGCAGGGCGAGGCCAGCAGAAAAUUUUAAAAAAAGAAUAAAUUUGAAAACAAAGAAACCAACCCAAUCAACCAACCAAAAAAAAAAAAAGAACCAAACCAAAAACCAAAACAAGAAAACAGAUGCCAUUGGGUAAGCAGUAGUUCUGCCUUGCUGAGACCACAGGAGUGAUCGGUCUCUCCUGAAUACUAAGUCCACGUCUUGCACCAUGCGAGCCUCUCACUCCGGCCCCUCUCCCACGUGUUCCAGACAGAGUGUGCCGAAAGAUGUGACCGAAGCAGCUGCUCUCCCCAAGGAGUCAGCAUUUUGCCAUGUGUGAAAGUCUCCAGCACUUACUUCCUUUACCAUGAUUGUAAAGGUCACCACAGGCAGUACGGCCACUUGAUCUGGGAUCUUAAUGUAUUUUUAUGCUGAUUUUACUGUUUUAAUUGUUUGGAAUGUAUUUUUUUUUCUCUUUUCUUCUGCGUGUAACAACAAUUAAAAAUAUUAAUUUACUGGGUA
Numida meleagris (helmeted guineafowl) is the source of this 7332-nucleotide messenger RNA. RefSeq names its product transmembrane protein 86A (gene TMEM86A). The transcript has 3 exons. The record is from RefSeq and is a predicted model, not a curated record. NCBI's taxonomy places the organism in Eukaryota, Metazoa, Chordata, Aves, Galliformes, Numididae. Gene Ontology annotation, cellular component: membrane. Bases 131 to 844 code for a protein of 237 amino acids.